Molecule: messenger RNA, 2623 nt
Organism: Abrus precatorius (Indian licorice)
Lineage: Eukaryota; Viridiplantae; Streptophyta; Magnoliopsida; Fabales; Fabaceae
Product: cysteine-rich receptor-like protein kinase 2
Exons: 8
Coding region: 153-2276 (707 amino acids)
Biological process (GO): protein phosphorylation
Molecular function (GO): protein kinase activity; ATP binding
Source: RefSeq, a predicted model, not a curated record
AAGGGAAAAGAACCAAAAUCUACCUUUCCAAUAAUGAUAUCGAUUGCCAGAGUAGUAGUACAUCCUUUAAGCUUCAAGGAUGGCAACAAAAAAGUUAAGUUCCAACUUGGGUUCUUGCUCUCUUCCUUCACAAAUUAGAGAUUACUUAAUGAAUGUUUUACUGCCAGAAGCUCCUCUUGGUCUUCAACUGGCCGUGCUUCUCAGGAAUAGUGAAGUCUUCAAAUGGCGUUUUGUGCUAUAAUGAUGGCUUCCAAGCUCCAACAAUAGUUGUUUGUGAAUAUCCUACUAGCAAAAGUUAUUCAUAUCGGAUCAUCCCAAAAAUGAAGAAAGUAGUCUCUCUCAUCUCUUCUCAAUGCCUUGUUUUCCCUCUCAUCAAGUUGUUAUUACUACUACUAUCAGAAACUGUAAUGGCAGAACCAAGGGCCAAGACAGUCCUUGUAACAUGUGGCCAUCAACUAGAGCAUAACACAACUAUCUUUGUUCCCAAUUUUGUUGCAACUAUGGAGAAGAUCAGUGAAGAGAUGCGCAAAACUGGUUUUGGCACAGCAAUUGUAGGGACAGGACCUGACACAAACUAUGGCCUGGCCCAGUGUUAUGGAGAUCUUUCAUUACUUGACUGUGUGUUAUGUUAUGCUGAGGCACGCACGGUUCUUCCUCAGUGCUUCCCUUUCAAUUCUGGUCGCAUUUUCCUUGAUGGUUGCUUCAUGAGGGCUGAGAACUAUAGUUUCUUUAAUGAAUAUUCAGGACCAGGAGAUACAGCUGUGUGUGGAAACACAACAAGAAAGAGCUCGAGUUUUCAAGCAGCAGCAAAGCAAGCAGUUUUAAGAGCAGCUCAAGAUGCACCCAACAACAAAGGCUAUGCCAAAGGGAACGUUGCAGUAACAGGAGCAACAAACCAAUCCGCUUAUGUUUUGGCUGAUUGUUGGAGGACUUUGGACAAAAGCUCUUGCAAAGCAUGUCUUGAAAAUGCAUCAUCUUCCAUAUUGGGAUGCUUGCCCUGGUCAGAAGGGCGAGCACUCAAUACUGGAUGCUUCAUGAGGUACUCAGACACUGAUUUUCUUAACAAGGAACAGCAAAAUGGGAGUUCAAGAGGUAAUGUAGUGGUGAUAGUCGUUGCAGUAGUCAGUUCAGUGAUUGUUUCAGUGGUUGGAGUUAUUAUUGGUGUCUAUAUAUGGAAACAAAGAUACAUUCAAAAGAAACGAAGAGGUUCAAAUGAUGCAGAAAAGUUAGCUAAGACUCUUCAGCGCAAUAGCUUGAACUUCAAGUACUCUACGUUGGACAAGGCUACUGGAAAUUUUCAUGAAAGUAACAAGUUAGGGCAAGGAGGAUUUGGAACAGUUUAUAAAGGAGUUCUAGCUGAUGGAAGAGAGAUUGCAAUCAAGAGGUUAUAUUACAACAACAGACAUCGAGCAGCAGAUUUCUACAACGAAGUCAACAUAAUUAGUAGUGUGGAACACAAGAGUCUAGUCAGGUUGUUAGGAUGCAGUUGUUCAGGACCUGAAAGCUUGCUUGUAUAUGAAUUUCUACCCAACAAAAGUCUUGAUCGCUUCAUUUUUGAUAAAAACAAGGGCAGAGAGCUGAACUGGGAAAAGAGAUAUGAAAUUAUGAUUGGAACAGCUGAAGGAUUAGUUUACCUGCAUGAGAACUCCAAAAUAAGGAUAAUUCACAGAGAUAUAAAAGCCAGCAACAUCCUAUUGGAUGCAAAGCUUCGUGCUAAAAUUGCUGAUUUUGGCUUGGCCAGAUCCUUUCAAGAAGACAAGAGCCACAUAAGUACAGCUAUAGCAGGAACUUUGGGGUAUAUGGCUCCUGAGUAUCUAGCUCAUGGUCAAUUAACAGAGAAGGCAGACGUAUAUAGUUUUGGGGUUUUACUGCUAGAAAUAGUUACUGGGAGACAGAACAACAGGAGCAAAGCAUCGGAGUAUUCAGACGGUUUAGUUACAGUGGCAUGGAGGCAUUUUCAGUCAGGGACUGCUGAACAAUUAUUUGAUCCUAAUCUAGAGUUGCAUAACCACAAUAGUAAUAUUAAGGAUGAGAUUUUAAGAGUGGUGCACAUAGGACUUUUAUGCACCCAAGAGGCCCCUUCAUUACGGCCAACUAUGUCAAAGGCACUCCAGAUGCUUACAAAGAAGGAUGAACAACUUGUUGCUCCCUCUAAUCCACCCUUCUUAGAUGAGAGUACUAUGGAACUUCAUGACACAAGUGGUGACCCAUUUUAUCCUCUUAAUGCAGCUGAUUCAAUUGCUACCAUGUCAAAUAGCUCUUUUUAUCCCAGGUGAUCAUGAAAAUGCAGAGAAUACCGCUCCACAUAGCAUGUUUGAAGCACAGCUUAAACCUGUGAUUGGCAAAUAACUUGGUCUCGCUCAGACUAUGACACUAAAGGUGGUUGUUAACAAUGCAACUGAACCAUUGCUAUUAAAAUUAUAUACUUCAGACCGGGGGAGCUUUUGUCAUAUUUCCAAUACGUUUAUGGGAUGCUAACAAUGUAUACUGUAUAGUGCCAUGAUUAACAUUGUCUGCUAUAUGUAACUGCUCAUAAACACUACGUUUGUAUACAGCUAUUAUUUAUUUUCUAAAGAAUAGUUUUACAUAGAAUAAAUAAAUAAAGAGUAUAAGCUUUUAAUUU